GUUAAUGAUGGACGAGGUGAUGACCACCGCCGACGCAGCGACACUGGGCAGGGCGGCGCUGUCUAUGGCUCAGACAGCCUCGUCGGCUCUUCUGACUCCUCCGAAGCCUCCAUCGGAUUCUUCUUCUCCGCCAUCCUCGCUGCUUCCGAGCAACCUCCCGCUGAUUACCGCCUUCCUCGCCUUCGCUCUCGCUCAGUUCCUCAAGCUCUUCACCACUUGGUCAGCAUUUCGCCACUCCCCCUCCUUUCACAUGAUCAGGUUCAAGGAGAAGAGAUGGGAUUCUAAAAGGAUGGUGGACUCUGGUGGAAUGCCGUCUUCACAUUCCGCUACCGUUACCGCUCUGGCUAUGGCAAUUGGCUUGCAAGAUGGAACCGGAUCUCCUGCUUUCGCCAUUGCUGUUAUUCUCGCCUGUAUUGUGAUGUAUGAUGCUUCCGGGAUUAGACUUCACGCCGGUCGUCAAGCUGAAUUGCUGAAUCAAAUUGUGUGUGAGUUUCCUCCAGAACAUCCAUUAUCCAGUGUCAGACCUCUGCGCGAGUUACUUGGACACACUCCAUUCCAGGUUGUUGUUGGAGGAAUCUUGGGUUGCAUAGUAGCUUAUGUAAUGAGAAACACUAAAUAAAUUAAAAUGGGGUACUGAAUUUCUUAACAUCCACAAGGGAAUGCAACAGUUUCAGUAUAUCGCCACAAAUUGGAAGUAGCCGAGGCAGGGAAAGGAAGGGACUUUUAUGUACUCUAAGAACACCAUACCUCCAAUAAUCUUUAUCGAUUCUAGAAAAAUCCAUACCCAAUUCUUUCUGUACUUACACUGCUGUAAUUUUGUUUUUGUUUUAUUCUGUCAAUGGCUCCUUAGUCCAUUGUUGUUGGAAAUUCUUGUCAAACCAUGUUCAAUGUAAUGGAAAAGCAACUUGAAUCCAAUCUACUUCGAUUAUUUGCCUGGAGCUUCUCUUUUGUACAUAGUCGUUACCUUUUAAGCAUACUUCCAUUGGUACAUUACUAUUUCUAUCUUACUGUAAACAGAGAACAGAAGGAUAUAAAAGUUAUCUAGACACCUGCAAUAACAAGUACCAAGUUCUGUGUAUCCUUCUACCGGUAUUGAUUCACUGAAGAAUUCCUCUAGGUUAAGACAGUCCACAAAUGCUAUUAACUAGAG
This is a messenger RNA of Linum tenue, 1150 nucleotides long. The record is from the annotation of a GenBank genome assembly. NCBI's taxonomy places the organism in Eukaryota, Viridiplantae, Streptophyta, Magnoliopsida, Malpighiales, Linaceae.